Molecule: messenger RNA, 231 nt
Organism: Prunus armeniaca (apricot)
Lineage: Eukaryota; Viridiplantae; Streptophyta; Magnoliopsida; Rosales; Rosaceae
Source: the annotation of a GenBank genome assembly
AUGGGGUGGCUGCACUCCCUCUUCUCUCCUUUGAAGAAGCUGUGGUUUCGCCUCCAUUCAGCUCCGAAGAAAACAGGAAGAGGGAUAUACAUUCUGUAUGAGGAUGUAAAAUCCUGCCCCUAUGAGGAUGUGCAUGUCCUGUGGUCAAUACUAGUGGAGGCACAUACACAUACACCUUCUUUGCCAUCAAAAAGCAUGAGCGAAGGCCCCAAUGUUCUUCACAGUAUAUGA